AAUUUUCUCCCUUCUGCCAGUGCACAGUGCAUUACAUGCCUCAAGCAACACACUCGACAAGGAAGCGAAAGCACUCCGAAUCAAACGUCCACGGGCUUUCAAAAAAAAGAUCUAGGCAUGCGAGCAAGGUCAAGCACGACAAGGGAAACACGAGGGAUACUGGAUUUCAAGUCGUAAAGGCCUCACUAGUGGUCUCCGUUCCUCCCAUAUUCAGCAUCGACCCAAAGUCGGGUGUUGCUGAGAUGCUUGACUCCAUGAUAAUGCGGUAUAUUCCCGCAUUCGAAGGCGUUGUGCUUUCACACUCAAACCCUCGGUUCUUAGAGAAGCAGGCCUCAAUACGAGCUGAUUGUCCAUUCCUGAUAUGCAAAAUAUCUUUUGAUGCCACCGUGUGGCGACCGCGGGUUGGCAUGAAGCUUGUCGGGAAAAUCAACUUAUGUUCACCCGAUCAUGUCUCAUUGCUCGUUCACAAAACUUUUAACGUGUCCAUACCACGACAUCACAUACCGACCGAUCAAUACGUAUUUGAGUACGGACCAGCUGAGAAUGACCCAGAGUUUGGGGUUGCUCAAGGAGGAGCCGAAGAUGUUGAGAAGGAGGCGGAGAACUGCGGCGGAAGAUGGAUCGAUAAAAGCACAGACAUGCGGCUCGGGGAACCCGAUGGGCACUUGGAAUUUACUGUCGUUGGACUCACUAUAGCUAAUGAAAUGUUAUCCCUACUGGGCUCCAUACAAUCCGAUCCGUUCUCUCCGUCACACAUACACUUACCCACUGCCAAGGCUUCAGAAACGUCCGAUGCAGAAAAAGUUGAUACUCAGCUCCGCACACUUACACCUGCAGACGAGGAGGAGGAAGAUGAUAGCGAGGAGGAUACAUCCAAAGUUUUGAGAAGACCAGCCGACCAAAUGAACCCUCGACAAACUGCGGAGACUGAGUAUCAUUCAGCCGAAAAGAAUACGAAGCAGAAGAAGAAGCAAAAGGUUGUCAACAAGUCAGGUGGGGUGGGGGCUAUAAUAAAAAAGAAGAGUUCUGGGAAGGGAAAAGAUCAAAACUUGUAGCGUACUAAAUUCGCUCGCAAUUGUUAUGUAUCGUCGGCUAGGCGGUCCCGGUCAACUUUUGUGUUUCAAACGGUCUGCUCAACCUACUUCCCGUCGCCUUUGGCGACGAGCAGCCCAUUCAUCCUCCAUCUUACCUGUUUCAAGACCUCACCGAUCGACAGAGAAGACGCCAUACCGAUGUAUCAAGUUAAAAAUAACGAAAUGCAAUGUUUUUU
This is a messenger RNA of Marasmius oreades (fairy-ring Marasmius), 1270 nucleotides long. RefSeq lists its product as uncharacterized. The coding region runs from base 36 to 1055 and encodes 339 amino acids. Gene Ontology annotation, cellular component: RNA polymerase I complex. The record is from RefSeq and is a predicted model, not a curated record. The transcript has 4 exons. Gene Ontology annotation, biological process: DNA-templated transcription initiation. Lineage: Eukaryota; Fungi; Basidiomycota; Agaricomycetes; Agaricales; Marasmiaceae.